UCAAAUGAUGAGCCCUCUCCGCACCUCUCAUCUCCGUCCUUUUCACCACCCCUCCCCUCUUCCUUUGUGUACUAAUACAAAUGCGUACAUAGUAGCAUCGCACGCUAAUACUCCAUUGUGGUCACCCCCUCCACCACAACCACCACAAUGUCGCUCUCGGGGUCGACGUCGAGAGCGAGGAGGGGACGAAAGAGGGCGACGGGGACGAUCGACAUGAACGAGGAGGCGGAGGCGGAGGCGGAGGUGGAGGUGGAGGAGGAGGGGGCGGUGGUGGUGGUGGAGCCGAGCCCCGAUAUUCACAAGCUCUUCUGCUUCUACAACAAGCUCUACUUCGACGACGCCCUCGGCGCCUGCAUCGUGCGCUGGAGCUCCCCUCGCAUGACCAGCUGUGCCGGAACAUGCCGUUUUUUGCGAGGGGGUGGUUGUGAAAUACAUCUCUCUGAGCCUUUACUGAAAAAACGAUCGACAACUGAUCUGAAGAAGACCUUAUUGCAUGAGAUGAUCCACGCAUUCUUGUUCAUUACGCAAAACAAAAAGGAUCGCCGCGAGCACGGCUCAAUGUUCCAGGAUCUCAUGAAUACUAUCAACUCCAGCUCACAAGCUGAUCACCAGAGACCAUCCGGCGGGUACAAUAUCACAGUCUACCAUGACUUUCAUGAGGAAGCUGAUAGCUAUAGACUUCAUCACUGGAGGUGUGAGUCAUGCGGUGAUUUAAUUAAGAGAGCAAUCAACAGAAAACCAUCGGCCACUGACUGCAUUAAGAAAGCAGGCCAUGGUAAUGUUUGUGGCAACUCAUCUUGCCAUUGGCACAGCCACCAGAUGUCAUGUGGUGGUACCUAUGCAAAGAUAGCAGAGCCGCCUGGGUACAAGGACAAAACAAAAGCUUCAAAAGGUGUGCAAAAGACUCUUGACAUCAAGCCCGAAAAGCCCAAUGUAGCUAUACUGAAUAAUCAAGGAUCACAUAAAUCAGGUGUGCAAAAGAAUCUUGAGAUCAGGCUGGAAAAGCCCAAUGUAGCUAUACCGAGUAAUCAAGUAUCACAUAAAUCAGGUGUGCAGAAGAAUCUUGAGAUCAAGCCUGAAAAGCCCAAUGUGGUUAUACCAAGUAAUCAAGGAUCACAUAAAUCAGGUGUGCAAAAGGAUCUUGAGAUUAAGCCUGGAAAGCCCAGUGUAGUUAUACUGAGUAAUCAAGGAUCACAUAAAUCAGAAGGAAUGACCGAUAACUGUGAUACUAGGAUGCCACACGUGAUAACACAUUUCUUCCAUACUACUUGUGAUAAAAAAAGGACUAUGCACAGCAGUUCCCUAGAGUUCGAAAAACCAAAGAUCGUCGAGUCAAAGAUAAAAGAGACUUUUGUGGUUCCAGGAAAACAGAAGAAUGCAAAUUCACUGGAAUCAAAGAAACGAAAAUGCAAUAAUACAAUCAGGCAGCAAUUUGGUAAAGGUAAGAAAGAGUUCAUGGUGGCUAGUGCAUGGCUGGGUUAUUAUGCGGAUGAAGAAAGCGACGAAGAUAUAGAGCCUUUGAUCAACAAGAGAACGGAGAGAAGGAAAAGGCAAAAGAUACUGAAGAAGACAAUGGCUGCAACCCGAGAAAACAUAGCCUUUGCAACUCUCCCUCUUGAUCCAAGUAGGUCCCAGAAAGGCAGUGCCAAAGACUUCUCGUUGGUGCCUCAUGAAAAUUGUGAUGGUGGAGCUCAGAUUGUCAAUGUCGAGAAUGUUUCUGCAAUUGAUUCAGAUGAAAUUCUUGACGCUGAACCUCUUGAUCAUUCUGCACCUCUCCCGUUACCUGGUUUGCCUUACGCAUCGCCCUCGAAAUCACCAGCUCAAGACAUUGUGAUAUACAUCUCAGACGAUUCAGAUUAGCUCGUUUGUCUGAUAUGGAGCCUGGCGGAUUUGUCAGUUCUAUGCAAUGGGGUGGAUUCGGAUAUGAUUCUCUGCGAGCAUUUUUGGCAAAGCAGCACAUUUUGAUUUAUCUCAGAUGACUGACAGCUCUUUUUUUCUUUUUCUUUUUCUUUUUUCUUUUUCUUUUUUUUUUUCUCUUUUCCUUUAUGGGGCAUGGUAAGACUUUGUUUUCAGCUCUAGCGCUAACUUAAUUAGGAGAUCAUACUGACAGUGUAGAGUCAAAUAUAGGCAGAUAUCUAUAUACACAAGGAUGACAUGAACGUGCGUACAUACCGCGUGUAAAUAUUUUGCUGAACAUUCUGUACUUAUUUGUGCAAGGUCCAUAUACAGUUACUUAUUUAACCUACAAGGUUGUACAGAUUUCGUAA
Messenger RNA from Ananas comosus (pineapple), 2267 nucleotides. RefSeq names its product sprT-like domain-containing protein Spartan. Gene Ontology annotation, biological process: DNA damage response. NCBI's taxonomy places the organism in Eukaryota, Viridiplantae, Streptophyta, Magnoliopsida, Poales, Bromeliaceae. Gene Ontology annotation, molecular function: single-stranded DNA binding; polyubiquitin modification-dependent protein binding; metalloendopeptidase activity. The record is from RefSeq and is a predicted model, not a curated record. The coding region runs from base 148 to 1860 and encodes 570 amino acids. Gene Ontology annotation, cellular component: nucleus. The transcript is spliced from 7 exons.